Chelmon rostratus (copperband butterflyfish) is the source of this 3334-nucleotide messenger RNA. RefSeq names its product solute carrier family 2 member 8 (gene slc2a8). Bases 60 to 1565 code for a protein of 501 amino acids. Gene Ontology annotation, cellular component: membrane. The record is from RefSeq and is a predicted model, not a curated record. Lineage: Eukaryota; Metazoa; Chordata; Actinopteri; Chaetodontiformes; Chaetodontidae. The transcript is spliced from 11 exons. Gene Ontology annotation, molecular function: transmembrane transporter activity. Gene Ontology annotation, biological process: transmembrane transport.
AGAGGAAGCGAUAUUCCACACAGGUAAACAAGACACCAAGAAACAGAACUGCUGUUAGUAUGGACAUCCAGGACGAGAGGAGAAGGCUGCUGGAUGCGGAGGGAGGAGAUGAGAAUCCAGCAGGACUCAUGUCUGAGCAGGAUGCUUAUCUGAGUAAAGUGAAGAACAGGAAGUUGUACCUGGCAACAUUUGCGUCUGUCUUGGGUCCCAUGAGCUUCGGGUUUGUGUUGGGAUACAGCUCUCCUGCCAUUCCUGAACUUACCAGGAUUGCAGACCCUCGGCUGCGCCUGGACGAUGACCAGGCCUCCUGGUUUGGGUCCAUAGUGACAGUUGGAGCAGCAGUAGGCGGCUUGCUGGGCGGUUGGAUGGUGGAGAGGAUCGGCAGGAAGCUCAGUCUGAUGUUCUGCUCGCUGCCAUUCGUCUUUGGUUUCACCAUCAUCAUCGCAGCGCAGAACGUGUGGAUGCUUUACCUCGGCAGGGUGCUCACCGGCCUCGCCAGCGGAGUCACGUCACUGGUCGUCCCGCUAUAUAUUUCUGAGAUGGCACACGAGCGGGUACGCGGGACGUUAGGCUCCUGUGUGCAACUCAUGGUGGUGCUAGGCAUCAUGGGAGUGUAUCUUGCAGGUCUCUUCCUGGACUGGCGCUGGCUGGCGAUCUGCUGCUCCAUCCCUCCUACGCUGCUGUUGGUCUGUAUGUGCUUCAUGCCAGAGACCCCCCGGUUCCUAUUGUCACAGGGCAAGAGGCGGGAGGCUGAGGAGGCGCUGCGCUUCCUGCGAGGACCGGACGCCCCCAUCGAAUGGGAGUGCGCCCGCAUCGAGGACGCCUGUGAUGAGCAGGGCUCAAGUUUCCACAUGUCCGACCUGAAGGACCCUGGUGUCUACAAGCCGCUGGUGAUCGGCGUCAUGCUCAUGGUAUUCCAGCAGAUGACGGGGAUCAAUGCUAUCAUGUUCUACGCUGAGAACAUAUUUGAACAGGCACAUUUUAAGGAGAGCGACCUGGCCUCAGUGAUCGUGGGUCUGGUUCAGGUCAUCUUUACAGGAGUGGCAGCACUAAUAAUGGACAGAGCUGGAAGGAAAGUCCUUCUCAUCAUCUCAGGUGUUGCCAUGGCGAUCAGCACCACAGCAUUCGGGGUUUAUUUCUACCUGAUGUCCAAGCUUCACAGCACCACCACGCUGAAUGCCUUGAUGCAGGACAUCCAGACUAAGGCUGCCGAAGAACCCCACACUGACUUGGCCUGGCUGGCCCUUGCCAGCAUGGGUGUCUUCAUCACAGGUUUUGCUCUUGGUUGGGGUCCAAUCCCAUGGCUGGUCAUGUCAGAGAUUUUCCCUGUCAAAGUGAGGGGGUUUGCCAGUGCUGUCUGCGUCCUCACCAACUGGAGCAUGGCGUUCAUCGUCACCAAAACCUUCCAAGACAUGAUGAAUCUUCUAACCAGUGCUGGAACCUUCUGGCUUUUCGCCUCAAUGUGCAUCAUCAAUGUCAUCUUCACCAUUGCCUUCAUCCCAGAAACAAAGGGCAAGACACUGGAGCAGAUCGAAGCCACAUUCAGAGGGACUUCAGGUCCAUGAAGUCCCCGCAUCUGCCAAAAAACAUACACACAUGUCAAAAACUGAAAAAUCUCAGGCCUCAUAUCACUGAACUGACUGAUCAUCGGGACACUGUGUGGGCAUUUUCAAAAUCUUUGUUAAGCUUAAAAAGCUACGAAGCUGAAACACUUUCUUAUCAUGAAUCCUGCCUUAAUGAUGGUUAUAAUGUUCAAUUUUUGUAUAAAGAGUUUUUGAGAGGUGGUUCAGGUAUGAUGAUUUUAGAGGAUGUAGUUUAUGGUGCUGCUAAACUAUUGCUUUUACUGGUGUUUCCAAUAUUUUGUCCAUCUAGAAUAUAUCAGUGAGGCCGACUAAAUUGUCAACUGGGCGUAAAUUAUCUGUUUCUGCAGGAAGUCUGACCUUCAGCAUGAACGUACUUGAACGUAGCAUAAUCAGGCUAUUGAAUACAGUUUUCCACUGGUCAAUUCCUUUAAAUUUUAUGUUGAUAAAUGCUGAGAAACAAAUACAUCUAACAGCAACAAAAUAAUCAGAAAAGUGUUUCGGAAACUGGACUAAAGUUCUCGUUUAAACAUUGGACGGGAUGCUCUGACUGUGGUGGAGACUAACCAUGCUGCCACCUCCAGUAAGACAAUUCUAUACUGCCCCCUGCAGGUCUUAGUGCUGUAGCUCACCCCCAGUCUGCACAUUCAGCUCAGCAAAGGUCUUCCGCACAGGUUUAAAAUUUCCUGUAGACAGUUAACCAACUUUAUAGAAAGCUACUAAACUGAAAACCAUGUUAACAGUGAAAGUUAAAUAUAACACUGGGGUCUUUACACUUUCAGGUUUGGAGUCUCGACUGUGAAGUAUUAGCGUGAAAUUGGUGUUGAAGGUGGAAAAAUCGCAAAUAUCAAAAUGUCCAUUAAUAUUUCCCACACCAGCAUAAUCUGUUUUUCCACUGUUCAUCCAUAUUCCAGUUUUCAGCAGUUACAGUUUUAAACAUAGCGUCUGUCUUAAUCCUCAUGUAUCACGUUUUUUAAUUUGUUAUUUCAGCAGGGUGAAACGUGUCCAAAACACACGUUACUUUUCUACACUGAGAUUAUGUUUGGUUGAAAAGAAGAACUGUUUCUUUUUCUACAUUAUUUUCUACAUUAUUUUCCACCAGCAGAUGCUGGUACAAUGCUGGGGAGCGUAAGGAACACAAAGACUUUUUGAGACAAUAUUGUUGUUCAGUUAGUUUGAUUUAGUGCCAAAUGCAUUUGAAUAUUUUUCUUCCAUUAGUAGUUUAGAAUAAUGUCUGGUGUCCUUCUCCUUCUGCUCAAAUCCAUGAAUCAGGAGGAAUUUUGCAGAAACUAUUGAUGUUUUGGGGUCUGCUGUUUACACUGAUGGUGAUGGCUGUUAAUUUACAGUAUCUUUGUACUUUUCAUCAUCAGAGAAAUGAAGUGAAAUUAAACAGCUAAACUUGUUUUACAUUUAUCAUCAAGAACAUUUUAAAAAUAUAUCAACUGUAAACUAUCUUAAAAGAAAGAAUAUGGGUGUGUUUUUGUUAUCAUUUUCCCUUGGGAUUCCCCUGUAACAGAAAUAUUUUGAGCAUGUAUAAUCUGAUGUAUACACAGUUGGAAUAGUGAUGAUUUUUAAGAAGCAACUUCUCUGAAGAAACCUGAUCUUUUUUUUCUCUUUUUAUUGUUUAUGUAUAGAAUUUUAUUAGAUUUUGUUUAACUCAUUCAUCUCUCUAUGGGAAUAAAUACCUGGUUUUAAUUUUUGUUUCCCACAAGUUCACUGAAGCUAUGAAAUUAAUAAAUUAUUCUACUGUUUCA